This is a messenger RNA of Lucilia sericata (common green bottle fly), 1428 nucleotides long. Its product is annotated as nuclear localization sequence-binding protein. The record is from RefSeq and is a predicted model, not a curated record. Lineage: Eukaryota; Metazoa; Arthropoda; Insecta; Diptera; Calliphoridae.
AUGGAUGAUGCCGAUUUAACAAAAAAAGCCAUUGAAGAGCUAAUGCGUGAAAUGGAUGAGUAUAAGGAAUUGGAAAAAAUGCCAACAGAAAGAAAAAAGAAUCCCUUGGGCAAACCAAAUAAACGUUUUCUAGGACGAACUAUUAAUUCCAUGAUGACUCACAAUAAACGACAAAGUGAUCGUAAUCAUCAAAGAUGUCAAAGAAAACUUAAAGAAUUGGAUGCUAAAAAAAGGAGAAGAGAAUUUAGAAAUCAGGCCGAGACCAAUAAGAAACCUAGUGAUGCAGAGAGUUCCAAUAUAAUAAGUAGUGAUAGUGAAAAGUACACAAAGAAAAAAAGUAAAAGUGUAAAGAAGAAAAAGAAAAAAAGGCGCAAGAAAAAGCAAAAGUCUUCCUCGUCCUCUUCCUCAUCGACGUCCUCCUCAAGCAGCAGUAGUAGCAGUAGUGAAACAGAGUCAAGUAGUAGUAGCUCGAAUUCUAAGCAUAAACAUCGCAAAAAGAAAAGAUAUAAAAAGCCUGUCAAAGAGGAAGAAUAUGCAGAAGAUUACUACAAAGAUUAUCCAAAUGAAACGGGUUACUAUGUUAAUCCCAAUAUGGCUUAUGCUGUCAUGGCUUAUAAUCAAAUGAAUCAUUUGCUACAGCAACAGCAAAGAGCACAACAAGAAAUGGUUAAGGAGGAAUUGGAAGAUAGUGUAGAAAUACCAAGUGAUCUUAGUUUAUCGGAACAUUCCGAAACUGGUUUGAAUAUAAGUCUAAAUAGUUCAUCUGCCGAAGAAGAUGAAAAUGGUAUAUUAACCUUCAAAUUGUCCUCAGAUGAAGAGGGAAAACCACAUAACUCCGAUCAGGCGAAAAGAAGAUUUAAAUAAAAAACAUGAUUCUCCUGUGGAGAGCGAGGAUAGCGAUAGAGAGAGCAUACAAUCACACAUAUCUUUAGAAUCAGAAGAUUCUCAUAAAGUUGCUAAUAAGGAAUGCAACUGAAAUAUGCUUAUUAAGUAGUUCGGCAUCGGAUUCUGAAGAUUUGGAAAUAAUAGAAACGAUAACAGAAAAAACGAAUAAAUUAUUGGAGAACGAAAUAAAUCUUAAGAGGACGCAACAGCAAAUGAGAGUGUGAAUAAAGAGAACGAAUCAAAUAUAGAAGAGAAAUCAAUAGAAAAUGGUAAUGUAGAGGAAUUAAAUGAAAAAUUUAAAGCUUUAGAGGAAGAAAAUGGAGAGAAAACCUUAGUUAUACACGGGAAAGGUCAAGGUAUUGAUGAAACCAAUAAAGUUGUACGAGAUAUAGAAGCAAGUGGGAAUGAUAAGCCUGCGCAAAUGGUAACCAACAAUGAAACGCUUCCAAAUAUAUCAAUGGUGGACUUAACUGAUGAAUAGUUAUAAUGAAAAGUAUUUUUUAUUGUACUAGGUGAGGAAACAAACUAUUAGACCAUAUUAUU